Molecule: messenger RNA, 4086 nt
Organism: Cyanistes caeruleus (blue tit)
Lineage: Eukaryota; Metazoa; Chordata; Aves; Passeriformes; Paridae
Source: RefSeq, a predicted model, not a curated record
AGAGGCAGAAACACCAGCCCAGCUCCCACACUUCAUCCCUUGGCAGCUCAGGGUCCGGCUCACGGAGCCUCAGGGGUGCUACAGCUCCCAGGCUCUGCCUCUUCCAGCAAAACUCAGCUUAAACUGAUGCCUGGCUCCCUCUCCCCUCUCUUUCCAGAUCCAAAAUGACGGUCAAAGCUGUAAAGAUGCCGUGCACCUCUGCAAACGUUUAUACUAAAGUGCCUGACGGAGGAUGGGGCUGGACAGUCGCUUUUGCGUUCUUUGUUGUGGAAGCCCUGACAUACGGCAUCAUAAAAUCAUUUGGAGUCUUCUUUAACGACCUGAUGGAAAGCUUUGACGAAACCAACAGCAGGAUAUCCUGGAUAAUAUCCAUAUGUGUGUUUGUACAGACCUUCACAGCUCCUCUGUCGACGGUCCUCAGCAACCGCUUUGGCCACCGCCUGGUGGUGAUGGCCGGGGGGCUGCUGGUCAGCACCGGCAUGGUCAUCGCGUCCUUCGCCCGCAGCGUGGUGGACAUGUACGUCACCAUCGGCAUCGUCUCCGGCCUGGGAUACUGCCUCUCCUUCCUCCCGACUGUCACCAUUUUAUCACAGUAUUUUGACAAAAGGCGCUCGCUGGUCACAGCGGUGGCAUCCACAGGGGAAUGUUUCGCUGUCUUCUCCUUCGCACCAGCAAUCACGGCCCUGAAGGAGCAGGUUGGCUGGAGGUACAGCAUGCUUUCUGUCGGGGUGCUGCAGCUCGGCAUCACCGCCUGCGGAUCGCUGCUGCGCCCCAUCGUCAUCAGAGAGCAGGAAGAAGUGAAAGCACAGCCUCCAGAGGAGUCCACAGAGACAAAGUACAUGCUUGAAAACGAGCAAACAUGCACCUCAAUAGAGUCCAUAGACUCAGGAGUCGAUAUAACUACCUCACCCAGCAAUGUGCCUGGAAAAACCAAAGCAGAGCCGAAAAGUGAAGAACCAAAGCAACACAGACAGAAUCCCGUUGAAAAUAACAGCACCCCUCCAGAACCAAAAACCAAACUACUGGACUUCUCUGUGAUGAGAGACUAUAGCUUUAUCUGUUAUGCAUUCUUUGGCCUGUUUGCAACCCUGGGCUUCUUCGCUCCCUCCCUCUACAUCAUCCCCCUGAGCCGCAGCCUUGGCAUCAGCAAAGACCACUCUGCCUACAUCCUGUCAGCCAUGGCCAUUGCCGAGGUCUUCGGGAGGAUUUUUGCGGGCUGGGUUCUCAACAAGAAGCCGAUCCGCAAGAUCUACAUCGAGCUCAUCUGCGUCAUCCUGCUGUCGGUAGCGUUGGUUGCCUUCCCUUUUGCCUCUGGAUUCUGGGGCUUGAUGAUAUGUAGCGUUUAUUUUGGGUUCAUGCUCGGCACGGUGGCGGGCACGCAUAUUCCCCUCCUGGCUGAGGACGACGUGGUUGGCAUCGAGAAGAUGUCCUCUGCAGCUGGGGUCUACGUCUUCAUUCAAAGCUUAGCUGGGUUGGCUGGACCACCCCUUGCAGGUGUCUUAGUGGAUACGACAAAGAACUACAGCUCAGCCUUCUACUCCUGUGCUGCUGGCAUGGUCCUGGGGGCUGUGUUCCUGGCCCUGGUGAGGCCAUGCAAGACUGGGCUCUGCCACCAGCAGCAGCAGCAGCAGCAGCAGCAGCAGCAGCAGGUGGAGGAGAGCACGGCGGGGCCAGCACCAGAACUACCAGAUGACUUUAUAGACAUGGAUAUUGGAAAAGCAGAAAAUUCAGGAAAAGGCUCUGACAGCGUGGUAUAAAAACCCUGUUCCUUCUCCAUCUAAUGUACUCAGUGUAAGGCUGGGGGAAAUGUCAGCUCUGCUCCACGUUUUAAAACUCCAUUCUAAAGGGAAUGUGAAAUUUUAAAUGUGAACAGUUGCUACCAACAAUUUUCUUUUUUUUUUUUUAACUAUUAGACAGAACUUUUUUAACCAACAAUGGAAAGCUCCAUAGAAAAUACGGAUAGCCACAUAAGAAUAACUUCUGUCUAGCAUGAAGAUGUGAUGCACACUUGCUUUCCUGAUAACAAGCAUAGGUAAAGGUCCAACUGAUCCCAUAAAUACUGACAACAGCAACAGCAGAAGCAGCUCAGCCUCUGACUGUCACCCAUCCCCUACCACAAAUUCCACACAGACCCAAUAAUAUGAACUGGAGAUGAGCAUUUCAUACACCACCAGUAGCCAACUGAAUCUUCUGGAGGGAUACAGACUCACCUUUUAGCUUGGAGGAGGAGGCUAGGCUAGAUAGCUGACAAUUAGAAACCAUUGCUAAUGAUCUUAACUUGAAUGUCACAAAUGCUGGGAAGUCAAAGGCUCCAUGUGUCUUUAUGGCCAGUUAUUACUGCACAUAUUUCACAAGAUCAUUUUUCUUCUCCCAACUGGGAUCCUUAAACUGUUUUCUGUUGAUAGUCAGACCUGAUGUACUGUUUCUAAUUUAACUAGUAUUUAUUAAUUUAUUCUGAGAUUGUUAAAGGAGAUUAGCUCAAAUAAUUGGAGAGGAAAAACGAUCUUCUGCAUAAUGGAAAGCUGUCUUUACAUCAAUCUCUUCAAUGCCUAUCUUGUAUUGCUUGUGAAAUUGUUGGGAAAAUUACUCUUACAGCAUAAAGUGUAGCUGUUUUUAAUAGGUAAGUCUUAAAUAACCCAGUUAUUUAGAAAGGAAAAAAAAAAAAAAACCAACAAAAAAACCCCUACAGAUCCAGCAUCUCUUUCCAUGGAGAAAGGCUCAGCUGGUGGCCACGGAGCUGGCACGGCUGCCGGAACCAGCCCAUCCCACAGGGAGGAUUUGGCCCAGGAUGUCUUAAUGUACCCGAAACCUCGGCUCACAGGUGCACAAGGAAAUCUCUGCUGCAGCCCCAGCUGCCUGUGGCCCCCCCAGGACCUUCCCCUCUCCCUCUGCUCCCCAGCCCUGCCAGCCUGGGCUGCUGGGGCUCAGCUGCACCCCUUCCCCAGCGCACCCCCAAAGGCACCAAGGGGCUUUUAUUUUUUGCUGCUGACUUCAGCGAGAAAUGAAGUGGAGCCUGUGCAUGAAGGGAAGGAUAAAAGACAACAUUUGAGCUGUUCAUUCAGUCUUAACGGGAGAGAUUCCUGCUCACAGUGACACGAGCUUGCUUACCCCACCUAUAUGCAUCUUCUCGCCUCUAGGCAACUCAGGGGGACAAAUCAAACAAGUCUGUUCUGGUUUGAGGGGAAAAGAAACCCCAAACCACCAUUUCUGUGUACUUAAAGUGGAAGUGGCAUCAUCCAUUAACUGCUACACUGACCUGUCUGUGUUUUACCAGCCAUAGAAACGUGGGACAAUCUGUAAAAGAAAAGAAAAAAAAAAAAAAAAAAAAAAAAAAGAAACAGGCAUUCUUGCAACCAAGUGGCUGGAGCAAUUCAUCCUCACUGCCCGGGACCUGCGGUCUCGUGUCCUUCCUCUGCCUCAGCACUUUAUCACGGCCAGCAGAACCUCGCUGUGUGCACCCAGGACUGGAAGAUCCCUUACAGAGAACUAGAGUUGUGUGAAUCGGUGAUCAGUGAACAAAUAACCACAUUGCAUUACGUUGUACUUUUAAUUUAUUGUUAAUUUAUGAUACUUCAAGCGUUUUGGUAAAUGUUCUGUAGCCUAUCCUUGUAAGGUUAUUGAAGUCUUUGUGAUACGAGACCUCACUACAGCACUUUGCUAUUACAACUGCUUGGAAGUGGAUUUAAGGCCUCCAGGUUUUGCGUGUGUGUGGAAGCUCCCUGUUCUGCAGAUUUGCGAGGUUCUACUGUAUUUACUUUGGGUUUUUUUUCCUUUUAUUUUGUACCAAGUUUCCAGUACAGAUCAAACACUCCAUUUGUCACUGACCUCACAGUUUCUGUUCCUGUCUGCGUCGCGGCACGAGCAGGGGAGCGAGUGGUGAGUGUGUGUGUGAGAGGGCACAGCACAAGCAGGAUUUACUGAUUUGUUUGUAACAUUACUGAGUGGACUCUGGAAAUACUCUUAAACACUGAGAUUUGCAAUAAACUUUUUCUUUUUUUUUCUUUUUUUUUUUUUUGUUUUUCUCUUUUUUUUUUUUUUUCCUCCCUUGCCUCCUUCUUUUAAUAAUAAACACAGUGAAGAAACUUC